Drepanopeziza brunnea f. sp. 'multigermtubi' MB_m1 is the source of this 537-nucleotide messenger RNA. The record is from RefSeq and is a predicted model, not a curated record. NCBI's taxonomy places the organism in Eukaryota, Fungi, Ascomycota, Leotiomycetes, Helotiales, Drepanopezizaceae.
AUGGUCUCUCACGAGUUUGACUUCCUGUAUCUGGUGGUCAUGGAAUUUUGCCACAGCACUUGUCUUAACCAGCGACCGAAAGAAAUUUCAUAUACUCAGCAUAUCAUCAUGCGUUCUACUUUCGUUCUGAUCCUUGCUGCUUCUUCGUUCGCUUCGGCGCUACUGCACGUUCCUCUUCGACAGGCAAUGGGAGGAGGUUUAGAUCUUUUGCCGGGCGUUGGCACUGGUUUGGCCAGCGUUCCAGGGGCCACUGUUCUGGUAUAUGGCGCGACUUCAAGCCUAACAUCCGUCCUGAGUCCACUGGGCGGACUCCUCCCCGUCGCUCAUAGCGCGUCCAAAUCUCGACGCCAACUCGAUUCUCUUGGCGGUCUUCUCGGACCUUUAACUAUAAUCCUGGGUGGGCUUACCGGCACCGUUUCUGGUACCGGGUCCGGCAAUCUUCUCCCGGGCGCUUCGAUUCCUCCUGCUUCUGGAACUCCUGCCGCUACGGAGCCUGUGAAAAGCACCAAUCCUAUCGACAUGGCCUCCCAAUUAUAG